Plasmopara halstedii is the source of this 342-nucleotide messenger RNA. RefSeq lists its product as uncharacterized. Bases 1 to 342 code for a protein of 113 amino acids. The transcript has 6 exons. The record is from RefSeq and is a predicted model, not a curated record. Lineage: Eukaryota; Oomycota; Peronosporomycetes; Peronosporales; Peronosporaceae.
AUGAAGUCACAAAUUAAGGUUGUAUGCGACCACAAGAGCAUAAACAGGUAUCACGAUGUGUUGCAUACAAAUCACAUUGUUGAUGUCGAAGAAGAUGUCAGGGAGGCAGUAUCAGCGGUCAUGAGACUAACGGCCUUGUCAUCGAUGACGACUUAUAUAACUUUGAUAAAGCUUUACUAUGACAAUCAUCUUCGUCUCAGCGCUCGAUUCAUUAACAAUGGACUCAAUAAUGUGUCAAGAGUCGAAACGAUGGCAGCCGUGGCAUCGUUGAAGACAUCAGAAUUUGAGGCUGCGGCUUCCGACAUAGCAAAAAUAUCAAGCUCCAUGUUUGAUCUCCUGUAA